This is a messenger RNA of Mucor mucedo, 764 nucleotides long. RefSeq lists its product as uncharacterized. Bases 399 to 764 code for a protein of 121 amino acids. The transcript is spliced from 4 exons. NCBI's taxonomy places the organism in Eukaryota, Fungi, Mucoromycota, Mucoromycetes, Mucorales, Mucoraceae. The record is from RefSeq and is a predicted model, not a curated record.
AUUUUAAAAUAGAGUAUUUGAGUAUGAUACAUCCCAUAUUUAUUUAUAAAAUGAUCGCCCGUUUUAGAUGCACAAUCAAAUUUAAGGUAUCUCACACCACAGUAAUGAUUAUUAGCUAUGAGCAUACAAAAAUGAAAGGGCACAUUGUACUAAAUAGAAGGGUCAUACAAGUACGUGUAAAGUUCUAAUUAUCUUUCAGAAGAUCAUACAACAAUACAUAUCACAUGUUGAACCAUGGACGCUAGCGCGUAGCAUUCACGAUUAAUGAGUUGUAUUAUACCAUCUCUUCUAAAAAUUUUUAGUAUCUAACUUCCAGUUAUUAUUUAUAUAUAUAAUGACGAUCAACACAGACAUCAUAUACACUUCGAUACCAACAAACGAGUCGACGCAGGUCUUUUAUGCGCAUGACAAUUUCACUAAUUCAUAGUCAGCGGGUUAAAAAUAAAUCUACUUGUUCUAUAAACCUCUUCUGGUUUGAGAAAGUGUCAUCAUCAAAUGUUGCCCUUUGGCAAAAUCUUGGCAACAUUAAUUUGAUUGCUGCACUCCUAGAAACAUUUAAUAACGAGAGUGGUAGUCAUAUUGAGAUCAGUUUAUCCACUGAAAAAGCUGCGUAUGGAUUGCUAUCUAUGCUGCAUGCUAUCGCGUACCAGUUUAACUAUGCCGAUAUCACGUUGUUCAAGAAAAUGAAGGUUCUAUUUGUUCAUGCUGCUAAAAAAAAAGACUUUGGACUUUCAAUAUUGCAACUCCCAAAAUGUAUUGUUUAA